CUCUUCUGCAGCUACAGACUGAUAGGCAGGGAGCAGGGGAGGGCCGGAGACAGUUCUAAGACAGGGGAAGCGCAGAAGAGUUAGAAACAGUGCAUAGUUAGAAAGUCAGAGGUCCAGAGAAGAGGUAGUGUGCUCACCCGUCCCUGAGUGCUGUGACCCCUCUGCAUUACCUGAGGCACACAUACACACACACAGGGAGUGUUGCAGGGAGGCUUAGCGGGCUGACUCUGCAGGGAAGAAGGGAAUUAUACAUUUUUGUUUUCAAUCUUCUGCGUCCAUACUGAAGGAGAAAAAAAGGGGGAUUACAUCUUGCACGCCUGCCCUAGUUGCUCCUUUCUUUUCUUUGCAUUUUGUCUUUACUGAGUUACUUUGGAGACUUUGGAUACAGCCUUCUUGAAAUUGUUGGUCUGAACUCAGAAAGGCAUGGCACACGGACAAAAGAGCCCCAGGUGGGCAUUAACCCAGGGCUCCUUCACUUUGGCGCUGAGCCUGUCGCUCUUCUCCCUCCUCCUCCUGACCAUCGUGGCCGCAGAUGAGUACGACUACUACAGCUGGCAGUCAGACAACUUCCACAAUGGCCGCUUCUACACCAAGCAACCCCAGUGUGUGGACAUACCAGCUGACCUGCGCCUCUGCCACAAUGUGGGCUACAAGAAGAUGAGGCUGCCCAACCUCUUAGAUCAUGAGACUAUGCCAGAAGUCAAGCAGCAGGCGGGCAGCUGGGUGCCCCUCCUGGCCAAAAGAUGCCACGCUGAUACUCAGGUCUUCCUGUGCUCGCUGUUCGCACCUGUGUGCCUGGACAGGCCAAUUUAUCCUUGCCGCUCGCUGUGCGAGGCUGUAAGAGACAGCUGUGCUCCGGUGAUGGAGACCUAUGGCUUCCCCUGGCCAGAGAUGCUGACCUGUGACAAGUUCCCUAUCGAUAAUGACCUCUGCAUCCCCAUGCAGUUCACCGGGAACCAAGCAACCCAGCCACCAGUGCCUAAGGUGUGUCCGCCAUGUGACAACGAGCUGAAAGCAGACAACAUCAUGGAGCAUUACUGCGCCAGUGACUUUGCCCUGAAGAUGAAAAUCAAGGAGGUGAAAAAAGAGAAGGGGGACCGGAAGCUGAUUGCAGCACAAAAGAAAAAGAAGGUUUUGAAGCAGGGCGUACUGAGGAAGAAGGACUUAAAGAAGUUGACACUGUACAUUAAGAAUGGCGCCAACUGCCCGUGCUCCCAGUUGGACAGCCUGGGCUCCAACUUCCUCAUCAUGGGCCGCAAAGUGGACCAGCAGCUGCUUCUCAUGUCCAUUCACAAAUGGGACAAGAAGAACAAGGAGCUCAAGUUUGCCGUAAAAUACAUGAAAUCCCAUCAGUGUCCCACUUACCACACCGUCUUCCAGUGACGUGGCUUCCUGCAGCAUUUGCAGAAUCCACGACUGCUCCCACAUUCCACUCAAAUCUAAUUCUGUUUCAUUAACUCCUCCCUGACCCCAAGAGCCCUGCAAAAUGUGUCUCCAGCCCUUUAUACUGUAUAGAGUGACAACGUUUUGCGUGAGAUAAGUGUUUAUUUUUUCAGCUUAAACGCGAAUCAGGUAGUUUCAGGAGUUGCCAUUCUGAUCAACUUACCAACAGCUUCCUCACAUAGCAUUUCUAAUCAGGAUGGGUUUUUUUUCGUUAUGGAAAUAAAAUUACAUCAUUUUGAUUUGCCCGUUGAAACUUAAGGAAAUGUUCUAUAAGAAUUCUGCUUUUAUUUUUUGAUGUAGUAGAAAAAAAUCACUUCAAUCACAUUUUUCAGCAAACUCAUCAACCUGUAGCAUUAUGAAAUAGAGACUGAGUUUUAAAGAGAGAACUGCUCAUUUUUGGAAUUAUUACAAACAGACUCAGUGAAAAAGGAGAGGAGGUUUGUUUCAGGGUUACAAGAGAGCAGAUGAAAUUGAUAGCGUAUACGUGGGCUGCGGGAUGUGCCAAUGCACACAUUUGCACAAUUGAGGAGAGCUCCCAGAAACAAACAUGAAAGAAAAGUAGAUCAUCCAUUUAACUGCAAGUUUUAAUAAUGUAAAAAGUCACGAUUAAUAUUACAAAUCUGGGCUUUAGCUUUCUUCUUUUUUUUUUCUAAAUCCCUUCUGGGAAAGAAGACCAAUGGAAUGAGACAAAUGGACUGGAUGAUGUUUCCACUAACUUUGCACAGCACCAUAUUUAGGUUAUGGAAAGAUGAAAACUUGAUUUUUUAUUUUUUAUCUUUUUUUUGGAGGGCGAAGAAAAUUAAAACACACAAGACAUCUUCCUGAAAGCGAGUGGAAAGUGAAAGAGAAAAAGACUCUGGACAGAACCAACAUUGGUUGGAUUAAUAAGUCUCUGGUACUCACUAUUUUUGCUAUCAACCUUCAAAUGUUUCCCUUUUUUUGUACUUAAAAUCUUAAAUUUGCUUCACUGUAACUCCUAUGGUAUGAAAACAGAAAUCAUACGUACACACAUAGCAACUGAAUACACUUUCUGUAGCAGGUGAAAGAUUACGCUUUCACGAUAUUGUCUAACCUAUUAACCUGUAAGUAGUCCUGUUACUGAAAUAGAUCCUUGUUUUUUCAAAAGAGUGAACAAAUAAAAUAUAUUUGAAAUUUUUAUAAAGAAAACCU
Molecule: messenger RNA, 2613 nt
Organism: Cololabis saira (Pacific saury)
Lineage: Eukaryota; Metazoa; Chordata; Actinopteri; Beloniformes; Belonidae
Gene: sfrp5
Product: secreted frizzled-related protein 5
Exons: 3
Coding region: 424-1383 (319 amino acids)
Biological process (GO): negative regulation of canonical Wnt signaling pathway; canonical Wnt signaling pathway; non-canonical Wnt signaling pathway
Molecular function (GO): Wnt-protein binding
Source: RefSeq, a predicted model, not a curated record